Molecule: messenger RNA, 612 nt
Organism: Prorocentrum cordatum
Lineage: Eukaryota; Dinophyceae; Prorocentrales; Prorocentraceae
Source: the annotation of a GenBank genome assembly
AUGGCCAGUUUCGGUGGCCCGAGGGCGCCCCCCCGCCAGGCAGCAUCCAGCUGCUGCCUGUACCCCGUGGAGCGCUCCGAGUCGCGGCCCGGGGGGCUGCCGUCCAAGGGCGAGGCCGUCCGCGCUGCCAAGGAGGCCUACGGCGAGGCCCGGGAGGUGGUCCGAGGUGCGCGGGAGGAGGCCGCGCGGGCUGCGGAGGCGCUGAAGAAGGUCGAGAAGGUGGUCGCCAAGGCGGUGCAACGCCGGGUGGCGGACUCCGAGGCGGAGGCGCAGGCCAAGCUCGAGAGGGACGUGUCGGCGGUGAAGAGGUCGGCCGAGGACCGGCUGGAGAUCGCGCUGGGCGACGGGGAGCUGGCCCUGAGGAAUGAGAUGAGAGUGCGCAUCGCGGAGGUGAAGGCAGAGUUCGAGCAGAAGAUCAAGGCCGAGCGCGAGCGCAUCUCGGCGGAGCACGCCGCGAAGAUCGAGGAUGAAGAGAAGAAGUUGGCGGAGGCAGUCGAGGCUACCAUGUGCAGCGCAAGGGAGGAGGCCGAGCGCGAGGAGGGGAAACACAACGAGCUGGACGAGUGGCGCUCCGAGAAGGAAGCGGCCGAGGAGCGGGGCCUUUCAACAUGA